AAUCAUCGCAUAGGAAGUGCACUUCACACACCGUAGAGCACUAUCAGCCAACUCGUCAGACUCAAAUCACUUGUCUGCCGUAAUCAGAACCUCAUAACUUGUUGUCAUCGUAUAACUCAGUAUUCGCCGUUCUCUUUGCUUGAUCCUUUGAAGAACCAUCGGUAGCCGGUAGCCGGUAGCUGCAAAUCUGUUUCCGUAUUUUCAUCAACUCCUGUGCUAAGUAAACUUGCAGAGAAUUAUACACCUGAGUCAAAGUGAAAGUCAACAUCGCUCUGCCCCGUGGAUAUUGUGCUGGAUUUAUAAAACUAUUAUUAAAACGUAACUCUCUCGGAAGCGUUCGUUUCUUCAUCAUUAUCUGUCUUGUGACUCCUCCUAAGGAUUUAACUCUUUCAAAACUCACUGAUGGAGAGUGGCAAAUCAUCCAAGAUCGCUGGACUAAUCACGACCGUAUCACAGCUGGUCUUGAAAGACAAACGCGCCAUUGAUUUGGGGAAAGAUCAGGGUGAUAAGAUUGAGAACUGUUCAAUGUCCAAGACUAUGACACGCUAUGUGAUACGUCGAGGACAGAUUGACGACUGUUCUCAGAUCUCAGUGCUUAUGAGGGAACUCGCAGAGAGUGAAGACUAUGGAGAUCGGGUGGAAGUCUCCGAAGAUGAUCUUCGUCGAGAUGGGUUUGGAGAUAAUCCUGUCUUCGAGAGCAUCGUCCUAGAAGACAGGGAGGCUGAUGAGGAAUCGUCUAUCUUGGGCUACGCCCUCUUUUUCAUGGGCUUCUGCUCCUGGAAGGGGCGUCUCCUCUAUCUUGAAGAUGUUUACAUCGAUUCCGAAUACAGAGGUACUGGGCUCGGCAUUGCUCUUCUCCACACAAUUGCUAAGAUCUCUGAGGAACGUGGUUGCAAGGCUAUCCAGGGUACUGUCGUUGAAUGGAACACGGAUGUCAUGAAGCUUUACAAACGGAUAGGGGCCACGGAUAUGACCGAAAAUGACAAAUAUCACCUCUUUGCUAUUGGUGGGACUGAUGUUAGUAGAUUCGCUAAGGCUAGGAUCCCUGCCUUAAAUAACGGAUCACAAAUCGUUACCUGUGAGCUGUGACAUUAUGACCAAACUAAGAAACAAUCAUAUGUUGGUUCGGAUAGUCAUGGUACCAAACGGUGAAGGUUCGUGUGGAAGCGAACAUACGAAGUUACCCGAACAUCCGAUGUUAACCGAACAGCCGAAGUAAAUUGAGUGGACUAGAAAUGUUGUGAGAUGUGACAUCAUUCGGCCAUGUGCCCUGCAUUGAACGCCGAUGGAAAAAGCGGAUUCGGGAAGUAGCACCAGGUCACUGUGAGAACCGACACCGUUUGACCUACGUCAUGCGUAGCAUAAUACUGCAGGGAUAUAAACCGAAGGUAAGAAGGACGGUCAGGCUCGCGGUCCUUUUAACAUUGCCGAUCUCGUGGAUUGUCGGUCUUCUUCGGUUUUCUAGCCGGUCCGAAUGAAGCAUGGUUCAGUGACAUUCUUGUACAACCGGAAUUCCGAAAAGCUUGUUAUACAUUAAAGGCCCCAUGAUCAUGUGUGCAGGCCUAAUGAUUAUGUUGUUUAAUGGAUGGAUUCCGGCAAAUUAUAAGCGAGAGUUGCGAGACAGAUAUGUAAAAUUUACAUAUCGAGGACUUUUAUCAUUGAAUUUUGCUUAUUUUUAUUUGACUAUCAUUGGGCUUAAAUAUCAUGCAUAUUUGUUUCACUAUAUCACCAUGAGUUAUAUCUAUGUUAGUCGCUAUUGAUCAUAAUAAUAAUAAUAAUAAUAAUAAUUAACCGUUCUUGUAUAGCGCAUAACACAUCGUAUUAAAACAUGUCCCUAAGCGCUCUAGAGAAAAACACAACAAAAUACAAAAACAAGAUGUACUGGGUAACAGACAAAAUGGAUGAAUUUAAUGUUAAAUAAGUGCGUCUUUAAAGCAAUCUUAAACUUAACAAUGGAGUCAAUGUUUUUUAAAUGUUCCGAUUGGUUUAAGCACUUGACUUGCAAAUUCAAAGGUCGUGAGUUCGAUCCCCGACACGGCACGAAUGUACUUUGGUCAAGGCAAUAAUGUACAUUUGCCACUCACUACCCAAGAGAGAAUUGGGGACCCGGUAGGACGACGAAAGCAUUUCUGUUAGGAAUUGCCUAUACGGUAGGAAUACUCCCCAGGGAGUGGAGUGGAGUGCAUAAUGUGCGUGAAUGAAUCCGAUGACCGGGUUAAUAACAUCUGUAAAGCGCUUAAAGAGACGGUAUUCCGUAAUAAGCGCUCUAUAAAUCCAGAUUAUUAUAUUAACUUUAGAAAAAGCAAUUCAGGAUUUCACUAGGAAUUGCCUAUACGGUAGGAAUACUUCCCAGGGAGUGGAGUGGAGUGCAUAAUGUGCGUGAAUGAAUCCGAUGACCGGGUUAAUAACAUCUGUAAAGCGCUUAAAGAGACGGUAUUCCGUAAUAAGCGCUCUAUAAAUCCAGAUUAUUAUAUUAACUUUAGAAAAAGCAAUUCAGGAUUUCACUAGGAAUUGCCUAUACCGUAGGAAUACUUCCCAGGGAGUGCAGUGGAGUGCAUAAUGUGCGUGAAUGAAUCCGAUGACCGGGUUAAUAACAUCUGUAAAGCGCUUAAAGAGACGGUAUUCCGUAAUAAGCGCUCUAUAAAUCCAGAUUAUUAUAUUAACUUUAGAAAAAGCAAUUCAGGAUUUCACUAGGAAUUGCCUAUACGGUAGGAAUACUUCCCAGGGAGUGCAGUGGAGUGCAUAAUGUGCGUGAAUGAAUCCGAUGACCGGGUUAAUAACAUCUGUAAAGCGCUUAAAGAGACGGUAUUCCGUAAUAAGCGCUCUAUAAAUCCAGAUUAUCGUAUUAACUUUAGAAAAAGCAGUUCAGGAUUUCACUAGUUCUUCAAUUAUUCAAUCAAAUCUGCCUUGGACUUAAAAUGGGGUUUAACCGUGGAUCUUUUUUAAAUUAAGCCAUUGUAUCAGAUUAGGACAUGACUGAUGAAUGUGAAGAUGAAAUAACUAAAA
This is a messenger RNA of Strongylocentrotus purpuratus (purple sea urchin), 3006 nucleotides long. Its product is annotated as diamine acetyltransferase 2. Lineage: Eukaryota; Metazoa; Echinodermata; Echinoidea; Camarodonta; Strongylocentrotidae. Gene Ontology annotation, molecular function: N-acetyltransferase activity. The coding region runs from base 403 to 1089 and encodes 228 amino acids. The record is from RefSeq and is a predicted model, not a curated record. The transcript is spliced from 5 exons.